AUGAGUAUGAGUACGCGUAGAGAGAUGCAUUUGGACGGCGGCAGCAGCAACAUCCUGAGACAUGGCAUGCUCGGCGUGGUCUUCCAGUUUCUCCCACUCAUUGAGCUGAAUCUCACUGGUAAUCGUCUGCCUCCCAGCCACGAGAGGAGUGUCCGCAACGAAUGGCCGCGCCUGCGCAUCCUCAACGACGUUCAACUGUCCCCAAGGCCACACCAGCGGAUCUUUUCCUCACUGAAAAGCAGCCGAGGCUAUCUUGUGCCCAGGCUGUGCCAGGACACGGGCAAUGCCUCCCAGUGGAGCCGUGGGGCCCUCGAAGUCAGCGACUGGAACUACUCAAGGACUUUGCGGGCCUUCUGGGAAUGUCACAGAGAUGGUCAACUACCCCAGAAGGCGCUUGACUCUGACUAA
This is a messenger RNA of Drosophila guanche, 408 nucleotides long. RefSeq lists its product as uncharacterized. Gene Ontology annotation, biological process: mRNA transport. The coding region runs from base 1 to 408 and encodes 135 amino acids. The transcript has 2 exons. The record is from RefSeq and is a predicted model, not a curated record. Gene Ontology annotation, cellular component: nucleus. NCBI's taxonomy places the organism in Eukaryota, Metazoa, Arthropoda, Insecta, Diptera, Drosophilidae. Gene Ontology annotation, molecular function: protein binding.